AAUUUUCGUGUAUAAAAGUUACAGGUCCCCGACAAUGAGUUUUAAGGUCGAUCCUGGUGACCAGGAAGACAGUAAUGAUGGCGAAAAUAAUAUAGACAGUUCUUGCUUUACACAUGUUUCAUUUGAAAGUUCAAAUGACUGUCAAAAUAUCUACAGUUUUGAAAACUCCAGAAGUAACACCUCUCUUCAAUCCUUUUGCAACUAUGGGAUCAUUGAAAACGAUGGAAAUGAAUGUGCUGGACUCAUCCAGCAUACGCUCUCAGAUGACCAGAUAUUUAUGCAGAUAAAUCCGGGUGGUCAUCACAUGCCCGAAAAUCCAACAUACGCCACACUGACCAUAGAAACACAGAAUCCAGAUACAAACAGCAAAGAAAUUAAAAGGUUCAAAUGUGACUUCACGGGCUGUAAGAGAACAUACAGCACAUCAGGAAAUCUGAAAACCCACCAGAAAACACACAAAGGUGAGUAUAUGUUUGUGUGUAACCAGUCAUCUUGCGGGAAACAGUUCUUGACAUCAUAUGCGCUGAGGAUACAUGUGCGAGUCCACACAAAGGAGAAACCAUUUGAAUGUAAGGCCUCGGGCUGCGAGAAACAGUUUAAUACAGUGUACAGACUUCGUGCCCAUGAGCGUGUUCAUACAGGAAACACUUUUAACUGUAAUGAGGAUGGAUGCACCAAAUACUUCACGACUCUCAGUGACCUCCGCAAGCAUGUGCGCACACACACGGGGGAGAAACCAUUCAAGUGUGUGGAGGAUGGAUGUGGGAAGGCAUUCACAGUCAGUCACCACCUGAAGUCCCACAAACUUGUGCACACAGGGGAGAAGCCGUACAGUUGUUACCAGUGUGAAGGGAAGGCAUUCUCGACCUCCCAUAGCUUGAAGAACCACCUGAACAAACAUGGGGCACAGGACUUGAAACAGUGUACAGAUGCAGGGAUAACAACUCUAAGCGGCGAUAAGUUGCUGGACUUCAAGUCUUCACAGCAGGAAAAAAAUAAAAAUACUAUAACAAUUUACCCUCUGACAUCAGACGGCGAUAUUGAAGUCAAGCCAGUUAUAAAAGUGCCUGUGGUAACAGCGGGCUCCAAACCUAUGUCAAGAACAUGCACAGAGACUCGGCCUCAUGCUGUUACCACCACCUCAACGUCCGUUAUGUCAAAGGUUCUCCCAACUGUGAUAAAAUUUCCUAGUAACAUCCAGCAGCAAGCUGCAAGAGUGAUACCUAUAAAGAAACAAAUUGUAAACCAGUCUAAAUUAGUGCCUGUUACAUCACAUGAUAACAGAGCAAAAACGAACCAGUCUGAGUGUGUUGAGGAACAUGCACAUACAUGCGAUGACAUGCAUACAGACGUCCCUCUCUCAGAUAAUCAGUGUGAAGGUGACACCACAUCACAGGCUGCUUGUGUUACACAAGCCAUGACAGACGUGGCUCUAAAUGUUCCUACCCUGGCCAGUGUACCUGGAAAUACAGCUGUUUCAGAUCAAAUUGAAACAAUUAACGAGAAAGGUGAAAAAGUCCUUGUCCAGCAUUAUUUAUUGACCAGCAUUAUUACUAAUACAUCAACGGGGAAGCAGACAAAUCAGUUGAUAACAACCCCGAUUAUGAUUCCAAACAACACUGAAGUCAGUGGGGAUGGCAUGGCCCCGAUACAGCUUGUUACAAAUCUGUACAUGGGCCAACAAAACGUGGCAUCAGAAACACAAAACAUGGCACCAGACAUAAAAAAUGUGGUGCCGGAAACACAAAACUUGGCGCAGGAAAUACAAAACGUGGCACCUCAAAUAUCUCUAAUCCACAUGGUCGACCCUGAAGACCCGUAUCAUCCGGAUGCAACUGUUGGGUUUCCUUCUAUGCAGGUAGUAGAUAGUUCGGGGAAUGCUACAUGUACAGCAAUCUCUAGUGAUACUUCAAAAGACAAAAUUAAUAUUUCCUUUGUGCAAAAGGAGGGAGAAAAUGAUGAUGAGCAAAUCCAAGUCGCUUCUUCACAAGGGUUUGAAUUUGUGCAACAAAUAGAUUCACUAACAGACUCUUCAUGUAUUGACGCUUGCAUUGAUCCACAUUGCCAAGACAAGUGCUCAGACUACUCCUCUGUUGUCAAUGACAACAAGGAAUUUAUGCUUAGCAACCCAGUGGUGGAUGACCUUAGUCUCCAAGGUGAUGACCUUGACCAGAACACUGCAGAGAUGGUGCUGACCUUGGCUGCAUCACAGGAGCUAACUGAAGCACUAUCCAAUAUCUGAUUGAGUUUAUUUAGGUGUAAGAACACCCAAAAAAUGGUACCAAAAUCAUGGCAAUUUAAUAGACUCGGCUAGUAUCCAUUUUCAUUCAGGUGCAAGAAUUUAAUAUAAGAAUAUAUAAAUAAGAGCUGAUACUGGGUUCUUACAUGAAGUUGACAACAUUCUUAUGUAAAAUAAACUGAUUUGUUUUUUCAAAACUUUGUUAAAGUUAAUGACGUUGAUAAUAUCAUCUUUAUUAACUUUCAGAUAUUUACUACUAGGGGAAGUUUCAUUGGUACAUUGUGAUAAAAAUUAUUUCAGAUAUAUUUGUUAUAUUUAAAUAUUUGAACACAUAAAAUACUUAUCUUUUAGAAGUUAACAACAAUGCUGUUAAUCACUUGUUAACUUUAACAAAGUUCUGUGUAAUCAGCUCAUUGUCAUUUUUUCCUAGAAUUUAAUGGUACUGUACAGCUCUAUUAUAGUAUUGAAUAAAAUGACACAAUAUGAAAUUAAAAGAAAAUAAAGUGAUCCUUAUACAUGGGAAGACCCAUUAAAUUAACAAUUAUAAGAGGUUUCUAGCUUUAAAAUAAGUAUGGCAUUUGAGUUUGUGGAUUUUUGUGUGAGCUUAGAUUGCUAUACAGUUUUUUAGAAGCCAAACACAUAUUUAAUCUCAUAUUAAUGGUAUGUCAGGUCCUUGUGCUUGGGUUGGGGAACAUUCAUCCUGAUAUUACACACUAUUUGUGAUAUAGAACGAAUCAUGAUCUAAUUAAUUAUUUAUUUGUUUAUUCAUGUAAAUCAUCAAUUGUUUGUAUAGUUUUUACUGAUUUCACAUUACAUUUAACAAAUUUAGGAAUAUACCGGUACAGAAAACUAGACUCUUAAUUUUGAUUUCAUAAUUGUAAUGUAAUUUCUCUUCAUAAUAAACAUGUACAGUUUUUGGUAUAUUAUUACAAAUAUCCUUUCCAAAAAGUCUGUUUAAUUGGGCAUUUGAUCUGCAUUUAUCCUAACGGUUUUGACACCGUAUUGUCAGCAUAUUUUUCUUACUGAGUUAUUUAAAAACUAGAAAAAAGUGUACUUUUUGAGACUGAACUAAAAGCAUAUUUAUUUUGGGCUCGAAGCGCAUUAAUUCACUAAAGCGCAUUUUUUCUGUGUGGAUUUUUUUCUGCAUUUUAAGCGCAUUUUGAUAAAAAGCGGGUUUUUUUUUAGAAGGGAGUGAUCAAUAGAUUACGGCUCGUUUCAAUUAAGAUUAACAAUGUCGUAAAUAGAAAAAAUUUAGUGUCAUAUUUUUGUUAUUUUGCUACAUUUCAAUGUUUAUGAAUUGCACUUCAGCCAGUAUUAAAAAUGGUUUGUUUUUUGGGAGAAAAAUGUAAACAUAAUAACUUUUUGCCAUUUGAGGCAUUUAUUCAGAUUUAAGAUCAUUGAAGUUACGACUAAAAUUCUCCAAUGAGACUAUUGUAUUAAACUAGAUUUUAUCCUUGUAAUUUAUUUGUAAGCUUCACAUACAAUUUUUUUAUUCUCAUCUCAAAUAUAGCAAUGACAGUUGCAUAAUAUUUCAAUUUAGUAAGUUAAUUGUUUACAUGUACUGUAUCACACAUUCAAGCACCAUCAGGAUGCAACUGUUGGGUUUCCUUCUAUGCAGGUAGUAGAUAGUUCGGGGAAUGCUACAUGUACAGCAAUCUCUAGUGAUACUUCAAAAGACAAAAUUAAUAUUUCCUUUGUGCAAAAGGAGGGAGAAAAUGAUGAUGAGCAAAUCCAAGUCGCUUCUUCACAAGGGUUUGAAUUUGUGCAAUAAAUAGAUUCACUAACAGACUCUUCAUGUAUUGACGCUUGCAUUGAUCCACAUUGCCAAGACAAGUGCUCAGACUACUCCUCUGUUGUCAAUGACAACAAGGAAUUUAUGCUUAGCAACCCAGUGGUGGAUGACCUUAGUCUCCAAGGUGAUGACCUUGACCAGAACACUGCAGAGAUGGUGCUGACCUUGGCUGCAUCACAGGAGCUAACUGAAGCACUAUCCAAUAUCUGAUUGAGUUUAUUUAGGUGUAAGAACACCCAAAAAAUGGUACCAAAAUCAUGGCAAUUUAAUAGACUCGGCUAGUAUCCAUUUUCAUUCAGGUGCAAGAAUUUAAUAUAAGAAUAUAUAAAUAAGAGCUGAUACUGGGUUCUUACAUGAAGUUGACAACAUUCUUAUGUAAAAUAAACUGAUUUGUUUUUUCAAAACUUUGUUAAAGUUAAUGACGUUGAUAAUAUCAUCUUUAUUAACUUUCAGAUAUUUACUACUAGGGGAAGUUUCAUUGGUACAUUGUGAUAAAAAUUAUUUCAGAUAUAUUUGUUAUAUUUAAAUAUUUGAACACAUAAAAUACUUAUCUUUUAGAAGUUAACAACAAUGCUGUUAAUCACUUGUUAACUUUAACAAAGUUCUGUGUAAUCAGCUCAUUGUCAUUUUUUCCUAGAAUUUAAUGGUACUGUACAGCUCUAUUAUAGUAUUGAAUAAAAUGACACAAUAUGAAAUUAAAAGAAAAUAAAGUGAUCCUUAUACAUGGGAAGACCCAUUAAAUUAACAAUUAUAAGAGGUUUCUAGCUUUAAAAUAAGUAUGGCAUUUGAGUUUGUGGAUUUUUGUGUGAGCUUAGAUUGCUAUACAGUUUUUUAGAAGCCAAACACAUAUUUAAUCUCAUAUUAAUGGUAUGUCAGGUCCUUGUGCUUGGGUUGGGGAACAUUCAUCCUGAUAUUACACACUAUUUGUGAUAUAGAACGAAUCAUGAUCUAAUUAAUUAUUUAUUUGUUUAUUCAUGUAAAUCAUCAAUUGUUUGUAUAGUUUUUACUGAUUUCACAUUACAUUUAACAAAUUUAGGAAUAUACCGGUACAGAAAACUAGACUCUUAAUUUUGAUUUCAUAAUUGUAAUGUAAUUUCUCUUCAUAAUAAACAUGUACAGUUUUUGGUAUAUUAUUACAAAUAUCCUUUCCAAAAAGUCUGUUUAAUUGGGCAUUUGAUCUGCAUUUAUCCUAACGGUUUUGACACCGUAUUGUCAGCAUAUUUUUCUUACUGAGUUAUUUAAAAACUAGAAAAAAGUGUACUUUUUGAGACUGAACUAAAAGCAUAUUUAUUUUGGGCUCGAAGCGCAUUAAUUCACUAAAGCGCAUUUUUUCUGUGUGGAUUUUUUUCUGCAUUUUAAGCGCAUUUUGAUAAAAAGCGGGUUUUUUUUUAGAAGGGAGUGAUCAAUAGAUUACGGCUCGUUUCAAUUAAGAUUAACAAUGUCGUAAAUAGAAAAAAUUUAGUGUCAUAUUUUUGUUAUUUUGCUACAUUUCAAUGUUUAUGAAUUGCACUUCAGCCAGUAUUAAAAAUGGUUUGUUUUUUGGGAGAAAAAUGUAAACAUAAUAACUUUUUGCCAUUUGAGGCAUUUAUUCAGAUUUAAGAUCAUUGAAGUUACGACUAAAAUUCUCCAAUGAGACUAUUGUAUUAAACUAGAUUUUAUCCUUGUAAUUUAUUUGUAAGCUUCACAUACAAUUUUUUUAUUCUCAUCUCAAAUAUAGCAAUGACAGUUGCAUAAUAUUUCAAUUUAGUAAGUUAAUUGUUUACAUGUACUGUAUCACACAUUCAAGCACCAUCAGGAAACGUGCUUGUGGCAUUCAACUGUGAUCGUCAGAUAUACAGUAAAAAUAUGUAAAUCAUCACCAAUAUUUUGUCAGGAGAGCAUCCCGAUUCCUUUGCCCAAUUUACAUGGAUCUUGGUCAGAAUAUAUAAAGUAUCUAAAAUAGGUCACUAGGUCAACUGUGAGAACAAUCUUAAAGCACACCGUGACAAACAUAGGCCACAGUUGUAUGGAGUCGCAUGAAAUUUAGUCAGAUUGCUUGUCUUUAAAUCUAGGGUCAAGGAUUAUUAUGGGGCAAGUUGGUAAAAAGAAGGUCACUUUAAAAAAAGUUUUAAACUUGUUUUAUGGGUUGCUUAUAAAAAGCAGCUAGCUGAAGAGCCUUUUAUAGACAACUCUUAUAUAAAAGAAUGUUUGAAUGGUGCUCUAUGUUUUUCUCUGUGGCUGGACUUGAGCUAGCUUGUGGGGAGUGAUUAUUGGUUAUGUCAGAGUGGGCAAAACAAUUGGUAACUAUGAUAGAAAACUAUUGCUUACACUUUCAAGGCAAUGUUUACUGCCUAAUUCUCUUUAAACAUUAUGAGAAUUAUUUCUUAAUGCCACAAGGAAAUAUUGUUUACCGUUUGACUGUCCACAACAAUUGUCAUCUAAUAUGACACUGACAAAAGCAGGCUUGGUUAAAAUUACUUCUUUCGUUCCAUCUUUACCAUUAAAAUUUUCCAUGGAAAUAUUCGCAAUUUGUAUAGAUCAACCUUACAGAAGUGAGGAGGUGUUUAGUUCCAUGGUUAUACAGAGGAUCAACAAAAUCUUAAAAAUAUCGGAUUUUGAUAAUUUCAUAACAUGAUAUGUAUUAAAGACAUUCACAUUUAAUUCUACAACACUGUCUCAGGUGUGUUUUUAAAAUGACAAUGAAUUUGCUGAGUUAUCUUUUAGUGCUUACAAGUAUGUUUACCGUUUUAUUGUAUGUGAUACUUUUCUUCUUUUUGUGUGAUAAUUAUGUAUACUGUGCAUAUGUAUUUAUCUUACUUCAUUAAUCAGGACAUAUUUCAGUUAUAUUGAUUAGUCUACUGUUGUUAAUUAUUUAAUUGAUAUGUGAAAAUAUAUAGUACAUGUAUAUUACAAUAUAAUACAUACAUUAUGUAUAAAGACUUACAUACCUAAAACAAUGACAAAUACAUAUGGUACCUAUCAUAUUAUACAGGUUUAUCUUAAUUAUUAGCUUGUUUGUUUUCAAAGAAAAAAAAACCCACCAGUUAUUGUCAAAUAAAAUAGUUCUCUGAUAACGUCUACCAUCGGUAGGUAAAAUGUAUGGCUUUUGAGAUCCCCCUUACCGCUCUACCGACGAAAUCUGUCGCUUUUGAAAGAAAAGAAUUCCAUAAAAUAAUUGGCCUUAAAAAUGCAUUUAUGUCCAGUAAGGUCAUAGGUAAUAUUUUAAUGCAUGGAAACGCAGAAAAUUUUGGUAUCAUUCAAAAGGUGUACGCUAGCAGACCACUAAUAUGCAAAAUAAAUGAACACAAGUACACUAUACAUUAAGUUAUUACAGUUCGUGUAGUUGCUCUAAUUUCUAUUGAACUCAGUUUAAAUGACCUAAAUUGUGCAUU
Messenger RNA from Mya arenaria, 7402 nucleotides. RefSeq names its product zinc finger protein 148-like. Gene Ontology annotation, biological process: regulation of transcription by RNA polymerase II. The record is from RefSeq and is a predicted model, not a curated record. Gene Ontology annotation, cellular component: nucleus. The transcript has 9 exons. NCBI's taxonomy places the organism in Eukaryota, Metazoa, Mollusca, Bivalvia, Myida, Myidae. Bases 35 to 2242 code for a protein of 735 amino acids.